Molecule: messenger RNA, 1621 nt
Organism: Odontomachus brunneus
Lineage: Eukaryota; Metazoa; Arthropoda; Insecta; Hymenoptera; Formicidae
Gene: cib
Product: thymosin beta
Exons: 6
Coding region: 191-691 (166 amino acids)
Biological process (GO): actin filament organization
Cellular component (GO): cytosol
Molecular function (GO): actin monomer binding
Source: RefSeq, a predicted model, not a curated record
GACAGAGAAGGGAUGCGGACGCCGUUCGACGCUGUUACCUGGUGUUACGUGCCGCAGAAGCGUCGACCGGCCAGCCAGUAUACCGUCUACGGCCUGCCCUUGAACAACGUCCACGUCUGCGAUAGUGCCCGCGGCUGCCUGCGCCCUCGCGACUCGCAUCUGACAGAUCAAGGAGUGACAACGCUGCGCCAUGUCGAGUCCGUCGCUGAAAGAUCUGCCCAAAGUAGCUCUAGACCUGAAAAGCGAAUUGGAAGGUUUCAAUCAUGGCUGCAUGAAGAAGGCCGCCACCGCCGAGAAGAACGUUUUACCCUCUGCUGAAGACGUACGACAGGAGCGACAGCACUCGGAACUGAUACACGGCUUGGAAACCUUUAAGACAGAUCAGUUGAAGCACGCCGAUAUGAAAGAGAAGAUUGUAUUGCCUAACGCCAAAGACGUUGCCGCAGAAAAAACUCAGCAGACGUUGAUCGCCGGUAUUGAGAAGUUUGACACCGCAAGUCUGAAGCAUACUGAGACUCAGGAAAAGAACCCGCUCCCCGAUAAAGAUGCGAUUCAACAAGAGAAGGGGAAACAACAACUGAUCUCCGGCAUCGAGAACUUCGAUCCGGCGAAGUUGAAGCAUGCAAAAACUUUGGAGAAGAACCCUUUGCCGACCAAAGAAGCGAUCGACGCCGAAAAGAUAGCCGCUUAAAAAGAGAGCCGCCGUAUGCAGGAAGGAAUACGAAGGAAGGGAACGGGAAACGGCGACUCGUCGCUUCUUCCAUUUUCUAUAUCCGUGACAUUUUAUAAUAAUUAUUCGUACACUGCCAAGAAUGAAUGCGCGAACGCGAAGCACUGUGUUAGUCGUAAUCCUAUGAUUAUACUUAUUAAUUACUAUCGCCAUCGGGCAUGUUUCCUCUUUCUGGCGAGAUCGGAAGACCCUCGACGAAAACGUCCAAUUGAAACACUAGAUAGUCGCGACGACGAUACCGCUGCUACCGUCCGUUUUAAUCUUGUUAUCCAAGCCGCUCGCCGAGAGACGAUUGAACGACAAUUAAACAACGACUUAAAUGAGAGCGGAUCUAAAAAAAAAAGACAAGAGAACAUUGAACUAUCGUCUUGCUGUGAAAUUUUUCUAACUUGCUUCCUAGUUAUAGAUUCGCUCGUUUUUUCACGCGGCAAACAUCAAACAACACGAGUGUUAGUCUAAUCCAAUAUGGCUCUAAUAGAUGAGGCGAAGAAAGAAGAAAAUUGCGACAAAAAUGAUCGCGGCAAGCGCAUUGAGCUCGAAAAAUUCAUUCCCACGAGACGAGUCCUCUAUUAAACUCGCUUUAGACCGCACGGGAUCGUCGUCUUCUCGCCAAAGGUGUAGUUUUUUCUAUCGAGAAAGAAAAGAAAAAAAAGUUGCUUCACGCGCGGGUAUACAUUAUUUUCGAUAAUAGCAGGCAAAUUUCUCGGUGGCAUUGCAUGAUGAUCUGUUACAGCAGAUAUCGCGGAAGCACAUACAGUGGUCGAUUUUAUAUUUAUGUAAAAAUCAUAUUUUGUAUAACGGGCUAUUGUACUUUUUUAAUAUUUCGUACACAUCGCAUUGUCAUUCCGAUGAACCUAUUACGACGAAUAAAAAAAAGUAAUUUGUACGAAG